Messenger RNA from Salvelinus sp. IW2-2015, 4627 nucleotides. Its product is annotated as extended synaptotagmin-2-B. Lineage: Eukaryota; Metazoa; Chordata; Actinopteri; Salmoniformes; Salmonidae. Gene Ontology annotation, biological process: lipid transport. Gene Ontology annotation, cellular component: extrinsic component of cytoplasmic side of plasma membrane; endoplasmic reticulum membrane. The record is from RefSeq and is a predicted model, not a curated record. Gene Ontology annotation, molecular function: calcium-dependent phospholipid binding; phosphatidylinositol binding; phosphatidylcholine binding.
UUGUGUUGUGUGCGUGUAGAAGAGAAACGCACUCUAAAGCAGGAUGUGGUUAAGGGAUUAUUGGGCUACAUUGGAAACUUAACUAGUCGAAGGAACCCAUACAGUGUACGGGACUGGUACACUGAAUUCAAAGGAUUACGGAUGUCGAAUACGGAAACGGAGUGGCAAUGAGAAGAGCGGCAGCAGCAAACAGUGGAGCUCAAGGAGCGGAUUCUGGAAAGACAAUUUCCACAGGACCAACAACAGCCAAGGAAAAUGGACCGACAACGCCGAGCCCUCCAGUCAGCCCUACGACCCCAAUCGCCCCGGUGGAACUGGGAGAUGAGCCACAGUCCUCCGUCACAGACGCCACUCGGAUGUGGAUAAAAUUUGCCAAGACCUUCAUCGUUAUUUUUCCCAUUUAUGUGUUGGGAUAUUUUGAGUUCAGCUUCAGUUGGGUUCUAAUAGGGCUUGCCAUCUUUUUCUGGUGGAGAAGAAAUCAAGGGCAUAAAAACAACAGACUGACCCGUGCCUUGGCGUUCUUGGAGCAUGAAGAGAAAACUGUCAAACAACAUUUGUCGACCUCUGAGUUGCCACCAUGGGUUCAUUUUCCAGAUGUGGAGCGAGUGGAAUGGCUCAACAAGACAGUGAAACAGAUGUGGCCAUACAUCUGUCAGUUUGUUGACAAGCUGUUCAGAGAGACCAUUGAGCCGGCUGUGAAGGGGGCUAAUGCUCACCUCAGCUCCUUCUGCUUCACCAAGAUCGACAUGGGGGACAAGCCUCUAAGGGUGAACGGGGUCAAAGUGUACACUGAGAAUGUGGACAAACGACAGAUUAUAAUGGACCUGGAGAUUAGCUUUGUUGGAAAUACAGAGAUUGAUGUUGACAUCAAGAAAUACUACUGCAGAGCUGGUAUAAAAAGUAUACAGCUUCACGGUGUCUUGAGGGUCGUCAUGGAGCCCCUGCUCGGAGACAUGCCAUUGAUCGGAGCCCUGUCAGUUUUCUUCCUGAAGAAGCCUUUGCUGGAUAUAAACUGGACAGGCCUCACAAAUAUGCUGGACAUUCCAGGAUUGAAUGGCUUGUGUGAUAACCUGAUCCAAGACAUCAUCUACAGCUACCUGGUCCUGCCCAACCGCAUCACCAUUCCUCUGGUGGGAGAGGCUCAGCUGGCUCAGCUACGCUUCCCAAUACCUAAAGGUGUCCUGAGGAUUCACUUCCUGGAGGCCCAGGACCUGUUAGGGAAGGAUAAGUUCCUGGGGGGCCUGAUCAAGGGCAAGUCAGACCCGUACGGUGUCCUUCACAUCGGCAACCAGCUGUUCCAGAGCAAGGUGGUCAAGGAGAACAUCCAUCCCAAGUGGAACGAAGUCUAUGAGGCUUUGGUGUAUGAGCACUCAGGACCACAGAACCUGGAGAUAGAGCUGUUUGAUGAGGACACAGACCAGGAUGAUUUCCUAGGAAGUUUACUGAUAGAUGUGGCUGAGCUUCAGAAGGAACAGAAAGUUGAUGAGUGGUUUGUCAUGGAGGAGGUGAACACCGGAAAGCUGCAUUUAAAACUAGAGUGGCUGUCUCUGCUCCCCACUCCUGAAAAGRUGGAUCAGGUGCUGACCAGUAUUAAGGCUGAUAAAGGCCAGGCUAACGAUGGCCUGUCGUCUGCCCUUCUGGUGGUCUACCUGGACUCAGCAAGGAACCUUCCAAGUGUGUUCGAGGGGAACUUGGGUUCUGGCUACUUAAAAGAGAGGAGAGCUUCGGGCCUAGUCUUUUGUGAGAAUACAGCCUCUCUCUAUAGGACCUUAUUUCGCAAUCCUUUAGAAUUCAACCAUGACGGUUUGAAGAAGGCCUCAGUCAGUAAGGCCAUCAAGUCUGGUAAGAAAGUGAGCAGCGUCCCGAGUCCCUUUGUACAAUUCACAGUCGGCCACAAAACCUAUGAGAGUAAGACGAGGUAUAAGACCAACGAGCCUGUAUGGGAAGAGGCGUUUACUUUUCUCAUCCACAACCCCAAAUGCCAAGAGCUGGAGGUCGAGGUGAAGGAUGAGAAACAUGAGUGUUCCCUGGGGACUCUGAACCUGCCCCUGGUCCGUCUCCUAGAGGCUGAGGACAUGACACUACACCAGCGCUUCCCUCUCAAGAACUCUGGGCCCAGCUGCACCCUCAAGAUAAAGAUUGCACUGAGGGUUCUGUGUCUGGAGAAGCUGAUAGCAUCAGACCAGACGUCCUCGGUGCAGGUUCGUAAGGCUAGCACUAGUAACCCCAUCCCCAUGAAGACACCGUCAGUCUCCGAACCCCCCAACCCUGUCCCUGUCUUGGACCUCCCCAGCUCUGUGGCCGCCUCCACCCAGGAGCUCCACAGGAGAGGGGGGGAUGACGAGCCCUACUCAGGGGGACCGGUAGGCAUCGGCCUGGCCGACGCAGGUAGGAGCACCUCCAACCUGGCCAUCUCUGGCUCUCAGAAACACCUGGCCCACAGGGGGUCAACCCCCAGCAUCGCCUCAGACAUCUCCAACCCCUACGCCACACAGGAGCUCCAGCAGAGGCUGAGAGAGCUGCAGAAUGGCUCAGCCAGUCAUUUCCCCCUGGGUGAAGUGCAGUUGACUGUCAGACACAGCUCUCAGAGGAACAAGCUCAUCGUGGUGGUGCACACCUGUCGAAACCUGAUUGCGUUCWCAGAUCACUUGUCAGAUCCAUACGUGCGGCUCUAUCUUCUACCUGACAAGCGAAGGUCUGGGAGGAGGAAAACCCACACGCACAAGAAGACACUGAACCCUGUCUACGACCAGAUAUUUGAGUUCAGUGUGUCGAUCGUGGAGCUACACAGGAGGACUCUGGACGUGGCGGUAAAGAACGGAGGAAAUAUCUUCUCCAAACACAAAGGGCUGCUGGGGAAGGUUCUAGUGGAUCUGACUUACGAGGAUAUCGCAAAAGGAUGGACACAAUGGUAUGAGUUGAGUGAGGAUGGUCUGAAAAAACCUCUUCAGCAGCUAUAGACUACACCAUGAGAGUUAGAGGAGGACCUAACCAAGUCUUCAACCAUGUAUCAUUGCCACUAGAGUCUGCAUGUGUCAAGCAUCUCAGAGUAGUGCUGAUUUAGGAUCAGUUUGGCCUUUUAGAUCAGAAUAAAUAAGAUAAUAUGGACAUGAAUCCAUAAUAAAUAAGAUUACAUAGACAGGGGGGACAUGAUUGUAGAAUCAGCACUCCUACUCUGAGACACAUGAUACAUACAGCCCAAAUCUUUUACAAACGUAACUGCCUUUUCCAUACAGUUGCUUUUUAAGCCCGUGGGCAAAUCUUCUAUUUGUUUUCCCUUUUUUAAUUACGGUUAUUAUUAUUUACAUGACUCGCAAUUGUAAAAAAAAGCUUUUGAUAUUCAUUUAUACACAUCAGUUGCAUCGUUAUCGCUACCCACUUAGAAACUCUCCAGUGCAAUAGUAAGAAAGGGAGUAUGUGGUGUUAAAAUGAAUGAAAAAAUAAUUCCAUAUUUAAAGAGGAAAAAUGAAUGAAAAAAGAAUUCCAUAUUUAAAGAGGAAAUUGAGGACCGUAACAAAAUAUCUAUUUUCUUGCUACGGCUGUGACAGCAGGUUCAACCGCCUUGGUUUAUGUGGGGAAUGUACAACAUAUAUGUACAAUGACAAUGAGGACUAAUGAUGAGGUUUAUUAUAGUGUUAGUAGAGGGAGGUUUCGCUUGGUCAAAAUUAACAUUUCAUUUUUAUAAUUAAACAAACUACAUAUAAACUCUACAAUCUAAAAAUAUGAACUUUGUCAGAGCAUGGCGCUACAAGUUGACAGUCUCCCCUCUAAGUUAAAUAGUGCACCUAGUACAGUACUUGGCCACCAAAGACACAAGUGUUUCAUUUUAUUGCCUACAUGGGGUUUUAACUAAGCCAAAUAUGUAUGCAUGUUUGCACAGUAUUUGUUUCCUUAUUUAAAGUCUUUCAAAGCAUAGUGUUUAGGGACAGUAAUAAUAACACAACUUGCUCUAGUUAACCUCACAGGAAUAUUCCAGCCUUCUUCAAGUCAUUGUGGCUUAUGAUAAUUGAUUUUCCAACUCUGAAAUCAGGACAGAUCAAUUAUGUAUGGUUGGUGAAAUAUAUGUAUCAUGUUUGUUAUCAAUAAAUAUACCAGUCUUAAUUCUGUUUUUGUAUUACGAACACAUUUCAGCAUGCAUAUCUUAGUCAAAGCUUCUCUUUAAUGCAAUCGCUUGCAAAAAAAAAACACAUGAUAAGGAUUAAGGAAUUGUUUUGGUUUACGUUGUGGGUAUGACCAUAUUGUAUCCGGUUACCACAUUAAUGAUGCAUAUUAAUGGAAAACAUUUUAGAUUGUACCAUGUUUAGACUGUACCAUAGUGGCGUGUAACCUAAUGUAUUAGUUAUGAUUUGUGUUCUCAAACCUCUGUCCUUUUAUAAACUAGUUGGAUGCCUACCUAUGUGUAAGCCAUCAAAUGAAAACGGUCUCUGAAGUCAAGUUCCUAUCCUCUUGUUCUGAACUGGUUUGCCUUCUCCAUGUACUUUAUUUAUCUUGUGCCUUAAAUCCACAAAUAUUAAGAUAUUUUAAAGUAUAAAGAAGCUGUUACGGUUUCCAUGUUUGAGAAUUUCUACUUAUGUCUUUUAAAUAAUAAAGAGCUUUUGCUGUAUGCACAGCAAUACGCUGUAUAUUA